AUGAACUCUGAAUUAGCCCGCAAACCGCCUCCUCCCCAUAUCCCCGCCAAUGUCACAGGCGGCAGUGGAAAGGCACCCGGCGUGACAACGGUCAUCGCCGGCCUCGGGCUCUUUUGGUACGCACAACAGUGGAUGUUCCGCAAGAAGCGGGAGAUAAUGGGACCGGUGUCAAUCCCUACGUGGGAGUAUCGCAUGAGGCAGCAGCCGAGCCCGAUGUCCUACCAGCGGAUGUCUGGCUCCAAUUUUGGUAAGAGCUCAGACCAGACGCGGGUUUAA
This is a messenger RNA of Laetiporus sulphureus 93-53, 276 nucleotides long. RefSeq lists its product as uncharacterized. The record is from RefSeq and is a predicted model, not a curated record. The transcript is spliced from 4 exons. NCBI's taxonomy places the organism in Eukaryota, Fungi, Basidiomycota, Agaricomycetes, Polyporales, Laetiporaceae. Bases 1 to 276 code for a protein of 91 amino acids.